Molecule: messenger RNA, 625 nt
Organism: Polychytrium aggregatum
Lineage: Eukaryota; Fungi; Chytridiomycota; Chytridiomycetes; Polychytriales
Exons: 2
Coding region: 33-359 (108 amino acids)
Source: RefSeq, a predicted model, not a curated record
CGAUCGCAUCGCCCUCUGCCCGAUCCUUCGCCAUGGCAUCCAUCAUCAGCAGCGCCCUCCAAUUCGUCCACGAGUGCCGAGAGUUCCUCAACGUCUUCCUCUAUGACUCUGGCACGGAGGCGUUUGAGCUGUAUCCCACCCACGGCGCUGUUAUCGUCGCUCUCCUGGUCAUCCCCUUGAUCAUCAAUAUCUACGUCGCCUACUGGUUCUCGAUCAAGUACCCUCCCUUGCCGCCUCUGGAUCCCGCAGGCCCUUACGGCCCUCGGUCGCCCUACCGCCCUCGAUCCGACAACAGCUCCCCGUCUUCCCAGCCUGCCGCCACCCCGGAAAAGUCCAAGAAGCUGAAGAAAACCGAAUAGGUCCUCCUCGGCUACAUUUGAUCGACGGGGGGCUGGCCGAUCGCACUCUGCAUCCCCGCUCUGCACCGAUUUCUCCACCCGUCACCUGCACUCUUGGCCUGUUUCCGAGCUUCUAUGAUGUGAUUCCGUCUGUUUCCGGGUGCCACGCCUUUCCUGUGCAGAGCUCCCUCUGGAUUCCGUUGCUACCAACCAGAUCUUGCUGGUGCUUUGGGAAACAACGCCCGCUCCGUCAUUUUCUGAUGAGAAUGUAUUCUCAUUGAUGGAAA